Messenger RNA from Mycena citricolor, 663 nucleotides. NCBI's taxonomy places the organism in Eukaryota, Fungi, Basidiomycota, Agaricomycetes, Agaricales, Mycenaceae. The record is from the annotation of a GenBank genome assembly.
CCGACAUCCGUCCCUCGCCGCCUCCGACCUGGAAUUCCACUCAGAGCAUCAUUACACCCGAUUCCUGUGCCACAAGCUAUGCGACAACCUGAAGUACCGAUCGAAUCUCCAGGAAUCUGUCGACGCCCUUCAGUUGAUUUAUCGGCCUUUGCUCGAGUUCGAUCGGCCACCAAGCGACUUGAAUACCCAUCUCCUAGUCCUCCGCACUCUGUGGGCUCACGCAGCAGACAUCCGCACGCACCGUUCGGUGGCCAUCGUCCCGUGGUUUGUGUUCAAAAGUAUGCGGUGGGAUUUGCCAGAAUGGGAGCAAUCGCCGAGUAUCUUCAGCGACGAGGCCUGGUUCCGCGCCGUGCUUGGCCUUGACAACGAUGAGCAGACGGAGCGGCCAUCGGCACGGCAAGUCGACGACUGUGUCCGUGUGGGUGUUGUGACGACUUUCUUCGAGCAGUGUGCCGCCCAGAGUCCGGAUCGCACGGAGCGGGGCCUGGACGUUGCGAUGCUCAAAGAGGUAUGCGAACACACCGGCAUUCGCUCGAUCAUCCCGAUCAAACUGCAACGUCGAUUCGCCAACGCCUUUGCUGCAUUCAUCCGCAAAUAUCCAGAGGACUGCCUUGCGGAUUGGGAUGACCUCUACUCGGUGCUUGUCUGGGCCGUCGGUGGCAG